UGAAAGUUUUCGAAAAGGCGGAGUCGCGUUAGUGAAAAAAAAGGAGAAAGACUCUCGUAACCGAUCCGCGACACUUCUUCAAUUAUUCACACGGCUGGCCCGACGCCGCGGACCGCCCCGCCGACCCGCUCAGCUCGCUUUCGUUGUCUUUUGGGAAAAGCGUUGAGUGUUUUCAGCGGUUGUAAACAGGUCGCGUGAUAUGGCCCCUCCACGCUGCGUUCCUCAGAUGGAGAUCUGAAGAAGGAAGGUUGGACUGCAGAUCACGGACCUGACGCCCCUGAUUCCGGUUUAAGUUGGAGACAACAUGGACUCCUUCAGUACGAAGAGCCUGGCCCUGCAGGCCCAGAAGAAGCUCAUGAGCAAGAUGGCGACCAAGACGGUGGCCAACCUCUUCAUCGACGACACCAGCAGCGAAGUCUUGGACGAGCUGUACCGCGUGACCAAAGAGUACACCCGCAACCGCAAGGAGGCGCAGAAGAUCAUCAAGAACCUAAUCAAGAUGGUGGUGAAGCUGGGCGUCCUGUACCGCAACGGGCAGUUCAACAACGAGGAGCUGGCCCUGGUGGAGCGCUUCCGCAAGAAGGUGCACACCCUGGCCAUGACCGCGGUCAGCUUCCACCAGAUCGACUUCACCUUCGACCGGAGGGUCAUGAGUGGCCUCCUGAACGACUGCAGGGAGCUUCUGCACCAGGCCAUUAAUCGCCACCUGACAGCCAAGUCCCACGCACGCAUCAACCACGUCUUCAAUCACUUCUCUGACUGUGACUUUCUGGCUGCGCUGUACAGCCCCUCCGAGGUCUACCGGGCCCACCUGCAGAGAAUCUGCGACGGGGUCAACAAGAUGCUGGACGAAGGCAACCUUUGACACCAUGUUUUGGCCUCCUGGAGCUCCUGCGUUGUCCAUUUGUUCUUUUAUUGUUUUUGUUUUUACUUUGUAUGUGAACAUUUUUCCAUUAUUUCUGUUGUUUCUGUUUAACCACAGUCCACUAAAGGCAUGUUUAAGCUGUUUCUGGCCGAGUGCGCUUCUCGUGGGAGGACCCCAACGCGAACAGCUGCCCCAAGUGGCCUUUCCGUGACAAUGCACCACCCUCAUGUUUUCGUGCUGAAACCGUUCAAGGAAGAGCGUGACUCAUAUUUUAAACACCCGCUCCUGUAUGGCUGGAUUAUUCAGGGUUGCAGAUUGUUUAAACUAUGAAAGGAGAUGCUGAGGGGCCAGAUGGACUUGCUUUCCCCAUAUUUCUCGAUGAGUGGAAUCAUAUAAUCGAGCAUUUUAAUGCACUAUAGUGAUUAAUGAAGGAGAUUUUUUUUUUUUGUUUCAUCUCUUACAUGGGGAUUAAGGUUUACAUUGUACCCUUUCAUGUUUUUGAUUAAGAAAAUAUCAUGCCAGCUUAGAAUGAUUGUAGCUGGUGAUCAAAGGACCAAUGUACACAAUCUCUGCAAACGUUUUUCAUCUUUUUAUGUUUUAAUGCCCGCGUGAGUCAUAGUGGACCGCUGAGGAGAAGAAGUGAACCGAGAAGGUUUUUAAUGUGCGUAACAAACCGGCCGCUGGUGUCUGAAAGCGGUCCAGGCCUGUUUUAGUUUUAUUGCACAAUAUUUAUCACAAUAUCUCCUUUUCCGACACUGAUACUGCAGAAGGCUGCAAUAUGCAAAUGAGCCUCUAACAAAUCACUAUUUUUUUUUCCCUCUUAUUCUGUGCUGUGAACAUCCUGAGCAACUUCCUGCGAUCUAACGUUUCGUCAACAGUGCAGGCCGGUCGUUCACCAUGUAUAUUUCCCCAUUAAUAUAUUGCAAGGCUGUAUUAUUGCAGUAUAUCGUGCAGCUCUGCUCAGUAGUUUUAUGAUGUUUUACCACCUUCUUGUGACGGAUUCACUUCGCAGUCUUUUGCCCCGAUGCAGUUCCUGAUCGGGAAUGAAGGAGUAUAUGAGCAUAUUUCACUGUACUUUUAUUUUCUAAUUAUUUGCUGUUUUUAAAAUGUUUAUUUUUAUGGCCGUGCCCCCCGACUUGUGCGCUGUCCUUUUGUUUUGCUGUGAAUGUGCAACAGCUGAUUUCUUUCCCAUCUCUGCCAUUCACACACUGUAAAGCAGCUCUGCCAAAGAGAGGAAAAAGCAAAAAAAAGCUUGGUUUUAUUUUUGACAGCAGGGCCUGUGCUCAGGAAGAAGCACAGUAGGAGUGCUGCUCUUGGGUUAAACUUCCUUCUGUCCUGUUCGAUCUUCGCUGUGUGCUGGAGCACAGCCCCCAAGCACAAUCAGCACUUCCUCUGAAGCAUUUAACGAUACGCAGCAUAAGAAGUGACCCAUCUAUGCUCCGUGUUCUUUUGUAGUAACAGUUGUGAGGUUGGACAAGCUUUAAACAAUGCUGGCCAGAAAAAAGUAGCGCAGCGAUGGGAGUCCUAGCAGCCUCACUAACGCUUUAGAAAACAUAUCGCAGCUGUCGGAAACAAAAUCUUCUAUCUCCUUUUUUUUGACCGUUUGAAAAUGCCUGUUGCCCGUUUAGGCUGUGUGUAAAUUUCAUUGCGAUUGGACCAAAGUAUCUUGGAAAAAAGUUUCCGUUGAUGUACGUUUUGAAAGUAGACUUUCCUUCUCCUGUGAAGUUUAUCCUUUUGGAGACGCGAGCCUUUUCGCUCUGGCAGCAGCGAUAUCCGCGUCGGACUCUUUAGAUUGGACCGAUAUCACAAACUCCUAGUUGAUGACCUGUUUACAGAACUUUGGAAGGGCGAGAUGUUUAGGUGACGGUGGACUGCUAAACUGUAUUUUAUUCGUUUUACUGAAUUUUAGCCCUCCAGAAAUACAUGUUAUGCUAAUCCAAGAAAAUGUAAGCCCAAUUUAUACAUUUUCCACAUAGACACGCAUCACUGCUGUCAGAAAACCUCGUAUUUCCAUUUUUUUUGUCGUUUUUCAGAUUUAGACAGUUUAGAAAUGCCUGUUCUCUUUACAGCGUCUGGAAAUUUCAUGAUGAGUAGACCAAAAGAACCGAACCGGCCCCAAAUGACUUGGAAAAGUCGUUUUUUUUUUUUCUUCUCCUGUGAUGUUAUAAUUUUGGAUAUACAAGGUUUUCUUCCGACAACAGCGAUUAUAUCGGCAUUAGUAGCGGCAUACAUGCGUGAAAAAUACUGGAUAUUGCCGCCAGCCCACUGUCAGUGCAUGCCUAGUUGUGAGGUUGGACAAGCUUUGCAGAACCCAUUCAGCCUAAUGAGCUUGGUAUUGAUGCACAAUGUCAUUGGAAUCAUAUUGAUAAUAUCUAUUAUUUUUUAAUCUUUUUUACUGUAUUUAUGGUGCUACAUAAAUGGCAAAUUUCUCUGAAAUGCUAAUCUUGUCCCAAUUUUAACAUUGUUUUUACAUUGUAAUCGGCAGAUAUGCACAUGAAAAAUAUCGGAUGUUGGAUAUCGUAACCGGCCACAGUCCCAGAAUCGACGCAUCCCUAGAAAAUGCUAUGCUUCUGACUUGCACUGUGUUGCUAUAGCUGUUUGACACUAGUCAGGUUGGAAAAGUGUGCCCCCAUGCUCUGACGCCGGCUUCAGUACAUGAUACGAAACGAUUCCAAACAUGAUUUGAAAUCAAGAAAUUUACAUAUUUGGAGUCGUGUGCAACAAGCUUGACCAAUCCCGCAGCUGCAGCUAUGAAAGAAUGAUGUGGGCGGAGCAUGGCUAGAUCACUCGAUUAGUUUUGAACAAUUGAAACAAACGUUAGUUGCUGUGAUGAAUUGAGAUGGAGUAGCUUGUAUGCCUAUUGUACCCCUUUGUUUUAAAAGCUGGGUGCAGUGGUCCUCAGACUCCUCAGGGACCCCUAGACAGUCCAAAUCUUCCCUCCACCAUAGGCAUAGGGCAAAAAUGCCAACCGACUGAAGUGAAGCCACUUGAUUUAUCGAGGCAGCAUGAGUGUUUGUUUUGAUUGUGUUAUCAUUGCCUGGUGUAUCUGUAACCAAAUAUUACCAAAGGUAAACAAACGAUUUGCAGCAUGCGUGCACUUGCCAGCGCUCCUUUAGUGUUCCUCGUUUUUUAUGCAUGUGUAAAAGUCUUCUGAAUGUAUCCCAGGCUGUUGUGGCCAGCUGGCUGUGACAGUAAAGCUCACUAAUAAAGGAUCAUGAAGCCAAGCGGGCCUGAAGGAGACGCUUCAGAACCGAACAGAA
Molecule: messenger RNA, 4125 nt
Organism: Pygocentrus nattereri (red-bellied piranha)
Lineage: Eukaryota; Metazoa; Chordata; Actinopteri; Characiformes; Serrasalmidae
Gene: tnfaip8l1
Product: tumor necrosis factor, alpha-induced protein 8-like 1
Exons: 2
Coding region: 305-865 (186 amino acids)
Biological process (GO): regulation of apoptotic process
Cellular component (GO): cytoplasm
Source: RefSeq, a predicted model, not a curated record